This is a messenger RNA of Ctenopharyngodon idella (grass carp), 2377 nucleotides long. Its product is annotated as SLAM family member 5-like. Lineage: Eukaryota; Metazoa; Chordata; Actinopteri; Cypriniformes; Xenocyprididae. The transcript is spliced from 6 exons. The record is from RefSeq and is a predicted model, not a curated record. The coding region runs from base 182 to 1096 and encodes 304 amino acids.
UGCAUGUGUUAAAGAGUGUUUUCUGCCUCUAAGAACAGAAAGUCUUAAAGCUAAGUGAAUAUAUUGCGACAGUAUAUGUGGUCACAGUUACUGCGCUUCAACUGAAGUGUGGUCAGUUCCUGUUCGGGGCGGGUUCACAUACAGGCUAGUUCUGUCGUGUCAAAGCAGUCUGUUUUCAGAAAUGUCUAGUGUUAUUUUCUUAGAGCACUCAAAGAAAAUGGUUCAUGGUGUUGUUUUGACCCUCUUGUGUUUGUGGCAUCUAGUUGGUGUGUUUGGUGUUGAUGAACUGAAGUCAGUGUCAGUGAUGGAGGGAGAUUCAGUCACUCUAAACUCUGGUUUUACUGAAAUAGAUGAUGAUGAUCUGAUUCUGUGGAGGUUUGGAGCUGAAAACACUUUAAUAGUUCAAAUCAGUGUACUGGAGGACAGCAUGACUGUAUAUGAUGAUGUUCUUGAUGAGAGAUUCAGAGACAGACUGAAGCUGGAUCAUCAAACUGGAUCUCUGACCAUCACAAACAUCACAACUGAACAUGAUGGAGAUUAUAAACUGCAGACCAACAGUGUGAGAAAGAGUUUCAAUCUCACUGUCCAUGCUCGUCUCCCUGUUCCUGUCAUCAUCAGUAACUCUUCCAACUGUUCAUCAUCAUGUUCAUUGGUGUGUUCAGCUGUGAAUGUGGGUCAUGUGACUCUCUCCUGGUACAAAGGAAACAGUUUAUUGUCCAGCAUCAGUGUGUCUGAUCUCAGCAUCAGUCUCUCUCUACCUCUGGAGGUGGAAUAUCAGGAUAAAAACACCUACAGCUGUGUGCUGAACAAUCCCAUCAGCAACCAGACUCAACAUCUGGACAUCACUCACCUCUGUCACACAUGUGCAGUCUCAGUCUCUCUGACAGUGCUGAUCUCUGCUGCUGCUGCUGCUGGAUCUCUGUUGAUUGUCGCUGCAGUCGGGAUCUUCUGCAUCUGCAGGAAACACAGAAAAACUGAUCAAGAAGAUAAAGAGAUCACUUACGCUGAUCCGACGUUCUACAAAAGAAAAGUACAGAAAUCGAAUGUUAAAAAGGAGGAUGAAGUGGUGUAUGCAGGGGUCGUCACUAGAAGAUGAUCAGACUUGAGUGAGUGCAAGAUCCAGCUGUGUGAUUACUUUCACCAGAAGCCUACAGUUGAGAUUUGGGAUUGGUAGGAAUCACAACAUAGCAACAACUGGACCUAAUAUUAACACUCUCCAAGUGCAAAAUGAGAGUAUGCAAGUUUUCAGCUUGAUGUAUAAUGAGUAUAAUGACAAUAAAGGCUUCAAUCAAAAAAGCAAAUUAUUAAAUAUUAGUACUGUAAAUUGUUCAGUUAAAACAUCCUUGAGCUGAACUUUUUUUAGACGCAGUUUGAGGCUUCAUCAGCUCAGUUUCAGUGUCAAAAAUAUGAUCUGCUGUGGUCGGAAUAAUCUCCAUCUGUACAGAGAUGUGGUUUGAUCUGCUGGACAGCUUCUGCAUGAGCAUGUGUCUAUGGACAUCUGUGGUUAAUGUCAGUUUGUGCGUGUUUAUUUUGGUGUCAAGAUAACGUGUCAAGAUUAUCAAGUUAGCGUGUGGUUUUAGGGUGUUUUUUCCACUACUUUACAUAUGUUUGCUGUUUCACUUCUGCCCAGAACACAGAACAGCUUUACUACAAAAAAACCCCAUUAAUGUUGGAGUUUGUCAAAAAACAAAAAAACAAACAAAAAAUAUAUCACAUCAAACAGUGAUAUUACUGCAAAAUAUGAAAAUAUCAUAUACUAUGAAAGUUGAGACUGUUUCAUAUCAAAAGUAACCUGCUCAGUCUGGUCUGUUGGCAUGCUGUCAGUGUCCUCUUUGCUCCGCAAUGUUUUUUCACUGCAUGAGAAAGUUGAGGUGUUAUGUGAGAACAGUAACCUUAAAUACUAAAUGAUGUGAUCCUGCAGAUAAGCAGUGCUAAAGUUAAGUGUUAUUUCCAGCUCUAGCAUGAGAAGAUGAAGUCAUUUCUAAGAACAACAUUUCUUGAUAUCACACCUUCCACAGCCAUUUUAAGAAUAAAUACAAUGUGUGAAUCACUGUUUUAAUGUUUAUAUUUUUAUACAAAUGUUCAGAGGUAAGUUUUAGUUUCUCCAUUUUAGUUAAUUUAGUAAUUAACUAAAAGUUGCAAUGCUGCUGCUGCUACUACUACUACACGUCUCCUAUAAUGUAAAAUAUAUUUUUCAGUAAAAUAACAGUGCUGCAGCCUAAAGGAUAUUUACUAAUUUUUUUAUGUGCAUCAUUACACAUUUUUUCAAAGUAGUAGUUUUAAGUUCUUGAUCUGUUCUUUGACAUAAGUUUGGCUCAAAUAUGCUUGUUUUCAGAAAAAAAACCUAAAUUCAAUAAAAAACUGCCAUUUUCAAUAA